CCUCACGCGCGAGCCGACGCGGCGGGCCGCCUCUCCCCUGCCGGGGCCGCGUCCGCGGACUUGAAGAUAGAAGACAUCCAGUCCCUUGCGGGCUACGGGCAAAUUGUCGCAGAGAGCGCGGGACGCCGCCUUUGGAGCAGGGAGGCGCCGCCCGCGGGCCCCGAGCUUCGAACCGACCGAGAGCGGACGGGGGAGGAGGCGCUUCCCCGGAAGGCCGGCGACUCUGAGCCAUCUGAAUCGCCGGCGCGGCUGGGCUCGGGGAGCCCCUCGCCCUCGGCCGGCGGCGCGGAAGACUUGACGGCUUCGCGGGGGAACGAGGAACGGCGCCAUCCGCCGUGCGACGGCGCGACUCGACGCGCGGAGGAGGAGCGUUGGGGGCGACUGGCCACCGGCGACAUCAUCCAACUGAGCGAUGACGAUAACUUCGCGGUGGAGGGAGAUGAGGAUGACGACGACGACGACGAGGACGAGGACGAGGACGAGGACGAAGACGACUUCGUCUGCGUGGAAAACGGCCAUGGGAGCCAAUCGGGCGGCCAGGCAUUUUCUGGCUGGCGCGACUUCCACUCAGAAGGGACGCAUCUUCCGGAAAAUAAGGUUCCGGGAGGCGCGCCGACGUGCGAAGCCUGCGCGGCCCCCCUGCCCGCGGACCCGGCCGCCAACUGCCAUCUUUGCGGCGCCGCGUUCCCGGACGGCGCCGCCGCCGGGGUCUCCCGCUCGCUCGCCCGCGCGGGCGUGCGCCUUUUCUCCUGCGACAUGUGCCACCUGGACUUCUGCAGCCAAAAGAAGCUCCUGCGCCACCAGCGGCGCAGCGGCUCGGCUCGCUACUUGGCUCCGCUCCGCCGAGGCCGCGAGCCGCGGUGUGCCGUGUGCGCCCAAGACCUCAGCAAGGACUUCAAGGCAGUGAGGGAGCACGUCCUGAGUCACGUGUGCCCCCGAAGCCUGAGCUGCGGCGUUUGUCGGCUCCCCCGGCGCUCUCUGUGCUCCCUGCUGUGGCACGCCCUCGCCCACCUGCUGCUGCCCGUUUUCACCUGCCCGCGCUGCGGCCGCUGCUUCGCCGACCGCCCCCUGCUGGAGGCGCACGCGGCCGCGCACGGCCGGGACGCCGGGGACGUCCGGGUGGUCACGGUCGGGGGGGAGAACCUUUCGGGAAGCGAGGAGCUCGACCGCUCGGCGCCGCCCUCCUCCUUCGCCCUCCUGCGCCGCCUCGGCCGGCGCGCGUCCCGGUCCUCCGGAGGGGGCGAAGAGGCGGGAGGGGCUCCCUUCCGCUCGGGCAAGCGGAAGGCCCGGCGGCCUCCGGAUCCCUCGCCCUCGUCUCCCUCGCCGCAGGAGCUCGCGGCUUUCGCUUUCGGCCCGGGGAGCGGAGCGAGCCCCGGCUGGCCGCCGACGUUUUUCCCGGGGCCCGCGCGCGCUCCGGCCGACGGGGGCGCGGGCCGGGACCCGCGCGGGAAGUGGUACCGCUGUCGCUACUGCGGCAAGCGCUUCGCGCACUCGGGGGAGUUCACGUACCACGUGCGCAUCCACACGGGCGAGAAGCCGUACCAGUGCAAGGUGUGCCUGCGCUUCUUCCGAGGCCGCUCCACCAUCAUCUGCCACCUGAAGACGCACGCCGGCGCCCUCAUGUACCGCUGCACCGUCUGCGGCCUCUACCGCUCCACGCUCAAGACGAUGGCGGUGCACGUGGAGCUCCACAAGGACCGUCUGCCGCCCGACUUCAACAUGGAGCACACCUUCAUGUACAACGACCACUCCAAAGAAGCGCCGCCGCCGCCUCUCGCGGACGCCUGAGCGGGCGGGCCCGGCCCGGUUCUUGAUCUCGGAGCGAGCGUCGCGCGUUCAAAGGCUUUGGCGGCAGUCAAAAAGGGGAAUUCCAACAUCCCUUGGAGUCGGGAAGGAAGGCGCCGCCACCCCGAAGGGAUUUUCCGUGGCCAUUUUGAUCGGGGAACGCUCGCCGGCCGAUCCGAGCGCACUCGGCGUUUUGACCGACUCGUCGUUUCCUCCUGGGAUUGGGCCACCUCCAAAAUAAAACAAGUUGUGGACACAAAACGGGCAGAAUGUGCAUCGGAAACACAAAACCGGGUGUCCAAUUCUUUGUUUCCCCCCCCACGAACAACUUGGAUGUGCGCUUCGGGAAAAGGAGCGCCCCUUCUCCAGCGACUUGCUUUCCUUCCCCAGCAGUUAUUCAGGGCGCACGUUUCCUUCCGUGCGCCCCCACUUUGCUGCGUGAUGGUUGGGCGCAGAAUCCGAAUCCGAAUCAUCUUUCUUGGCCAAGUAUGUCGAACACGCAAGGAAUUUGUCUCCGGUACGACACGCUGCAUUCGUGUCGUCAUAAACAAGGACGUGACAAAUCACGAUGG
Hippocampus comes (tiger tail seahorse) is the source of this 2357-nucleotide messenger RNA. It is a transcript of the gene zbtb39, whose product is annotated as zinc finger and BTB domain containing 39. NCBI's taxonomy places the organism in Eukaryota, Metazoa, Chordata, Actinopteri, Syngnathiformes, Syngnathidae. The annotation marks the transcript as partial. The transcript is spliced from 4 exons. The record is from RefSeq and is a predicted model, not a curated record.